This is a messenger RNA of Carlito syrichta (Philippine tarsier), 543 nucleotides long. Its product is annotated as sperm-associated antigen 16 protein-like. Gene Ontology annotation, molecular function: protein binding. The record is from RefSeq and is a predicted model, not a curated record. The coding region runs from base 1 to 543 and encodes 180 amino acids. Gene Ontology annotation, biological process: axoneme assembly. Gene Ontology annotation, cellular component: axonemal central apparatus. The transcript is spliced from 4 exons. NCBI's taxonomy places the organism in Eukaryota, Metazoa, Chordata, Mammalia, Primates, Tarsiidae.
AUGUUUUUUGCAAAUAGUGGCAACAAACUGGCUACUUCAAGUGGUGACACUGCAGUUAAAUUAUGGGAUCUAUGUAAAGGUGAUUGCAUUUUGACCCUCGAGGGACACAGCCAUGCAGUGUGGUCCUGCACGUGGCACUCCUGCGGCAAUUUUGUGGCUUCUUCCUCACUGGACAUGACUAGUAAAAUCUGGGAUGUUAAUAGUGAAAGAUGCAGAUGUACUUUGUACGGACACACAGAUUCUGUGAACAGCAUUGAGUUUUUUCCUUGCUCCAAUAUUCUUCUCACAGGUUCUGCAGACAAGUCUCUGUCUAUAUGGGAUGCAAGAACGGGUAAAUGUGAGCAGUCACUUUAUGGUCACAUGCAUUCUAUCAAUGAUGCCACCUUUGCUCCUAGGGGUCACAUGAUAGCAUCCUGCGAUGCCUGUGGGGUUUUAAAGCUAUGGGACUUCCGGAAGCUCUUGCCAAUUGUGUCUAUCGACGUAGGUCCAAGUCCUGGCAAUGAGGUGAAUUUUGAUUCGUCAGGUAGGAUCCUUUUGGUUUAA